Molecule: messenger RNA, 631 nt
Organism: Westerdykella ornata
Lineage: Eukaryota; Fungi; Ascomycota; Dothideomycetes; Pleosporales; Sporormiaceae
Product: ribonuclease III
Exons: 2
Coding region: 80-523 (147 amino acids)
Biological process (GO): RNA processing
Molecular function (GO): ribonuclease III activity
Source: RefSeq, a predicted model, not a curated record
CUUAUAUCUUGAUUCCCCAGCAGUACGUAUGUGGUUUAACGCUUGUAAUCGUACACUUCCCCCCUUUAAGUCAUCAACAAUGGCAGCACAUCCUGUUGAGAGCAUCCUUCACUACCGAUUUUCGAAUCAUGACUUGCUCGAUGAAGCUUUGCUCGCUGCAGGAACGACGGUUUCGAGGAGGGAUAUACAGGGCAACCCGCAAGGCAACAAACGUCUCGCUCUCCUCGGGGACUCCAUCAUAAAAGAGGUUAUUCUUGAGCACUGGUACCUAUCUGGUGAAACUACCGAGGAGGGCACAAACGAAGUGAUAAACCUAGCUAAAAAUACUAAGUUAAGCCAAGUAGCUCACGAGAGCGGUCUGGUCGAAUACGUCAUCAAAAAUCCGUGCCAGCAAGGGCAAGUGGGACAGAGGACGGCCGCAUCGACAGUCGAAGCGCUGGUAGGAGCAGUUUAUCUAGACUGCGGUGAGGACAUCUCAACGGUUGAGAACGUUCUUGAGGCUAUCAAUGUAUUGAAAAGUUAAAGGCAAAGGAGUUUUCUGCGAGUGGGUAUUGGGGCUCGCCGGAGGACUUAAGGAUUCAUCAUCCUUGUUUGGCAUUCAUCACUCGUGUCUCUAUUAUAUUAGGCAGCA